Messenger RNA from Dovyalis caffra, 249 nucleotides. The record is from the annotation of a GenBank genome assembly. Lineage: Eukaryota; Viridiplantae; Streptophyta; Magnoliopsida; Malpighiales; Salicaceae.
AUGACUGCGAAAGAAAUGGGUUUGUGGACUUUAUUGGAGGGCUUUCUGCUUCUUGCGAAUGCAUUUGCAAUAUUAAAUGAAGAUCGUUUUCUUGCACCUAGAGGGUGGAGCUUCUCUGAAUUUUCUGUUGGUCGAACAAAGUCUUUGAAAGGGCAGCUUAUAGGUCUCAUUUAUGCGACCCAAUAUAUGAGAGUUCCACUUAUAAUACUCAAUUCCAUCUGCAUCUUUGUAAAGAUGGUGUCUGGGUGA